AUGUCUGAUGAUAGUGGAAGUGAAAUCAACGUCGAGUUUUCUGCUGAACAAAAACAUUACAAAAGUGCACCGUUUGCUUCUUCAAAUCUAAGAAUUGUUACAGUAUCCGAUCGAACAUGCUUGACGUUCCCAAAGAAAAUGAGCAAACCUGAGUUUAUAACGAUUAUGCAGAAUGCAGAAAAUAAUCCGGAACUGAUAAAUGACACACCACCAGUAGAACCUGGUUUUGGAAGAUGUGAAGUGUUUGUAAUGAAUAAAAAUAUUCAAAAAGCAAAAUUAGGAAUUGAUAAUUUCACUCCGUGGCAUAAAGGAGGAGUAAAAAGAUCACUGGAACGUCAGCAUUCGUAUUUCUACACUAUCAAAGAAUCUGGUCAAUUUGUACCUUCUCACAAAGAUUUUGCAACUCAUGUUUUGAGAAUCAGUCUCUUCGUUUUGGCUUCAUGUCAUGCCCUCAAUAAAAAGAUAUACCGAAUGUUCAAAAUUGAUGACCCAACUACCCACUGUCUUCCAUCUUUAAUUGUGUAUACUUUUGAACCCGGUUUCGAACGUCCCACUCCUAAUUCACCUGCAGUUUUGAAUCGAAAAGCAUUGGAUGAUAUUCUGCUGAAUGCAAAUAUUUCUCAAUACCAAUCACCUUCAACAUCUUUAGAGAAACUGGCAAAUGGUAUUUGUUCUCCAGAUUCAUUCAAUAGCAGUCCUAAGAGAGCAAAAAUGGAAGGAGAUUUUGAAUCUACUUUCGAUAUGACGAAUUUUGGAGCUGGUCCGUCUGGGAUGAGAGAACCAAAACUAGAGAUUGAAGGUAGUUCGACUGGAUCCCCGAUUAGAGAAGAGGAAGAAAUAGAUUAUUCGAUCAAUAAUCGGCCAUCAUUGUUCAAUGUACAGACAUCACAUAAUACGCCAUCAUCUUCAAAAGUGCAACAGAAUCAUUCGAAAUUUCAAAAUUACGAUAUGUUUUCUGCUGGAGUUAUUUCAAAUGCAACUGUUCCGGCUCCGAUGUUCCAUCCACGUAUCACGCCUAUUGCUGAUCUAGAUAAUGAGGAUGGAAAGAUAGAUUCAGAAGAGCUUAUUCAAAGAAACAAGUUAGCUGCUCUCUAUAGACUUGUAGAUCUUUUCCGGUGGAGUCAAGGAAUUUAUAAUCAUAUUACGGUUCGGGUAUCCAGUAAUCCUGACGAAAUUCUUAUCAAUGCAUUCGGCCAAUUAUACUGUGAAAUUAGCGCUUCAUCUCUGAUAAAAGUAGAUUUGGAUGGAACUGUUAUCGAUGGAGGAUCCACUCAUUUUGGUGUCAAUCAAGCUGGAUACGUUCUUCAUUCGGCAGUUCAUAAUGCUCGGCCUGAAGUCAAAUGUGUUGUUCAUCUUCAUCAUCCAUCUGUCGUUGCGGUUUCUGCUCAAAAAUGUGGAUUACUGCCGAUCAGUCAGGAGGCAAUGAUUGUUGGAGAAGUUGGAUAUCAUGAGUAUCGAGGAAUCCUAAUUGACGAAGCGGAACGAGCAUUACUCGUCCGUGAUCUGGGAGAUCGGCAUGUGAUGAUUCUCCGAAAUCAUGGAUUCGUUGUGUGUGGAGAGUCAAUCGAACAUGCUCUCAGUCUGACAUAUCAUUUAAUUAUUGCAUGUGAAACACAAGUGAAAACAGUUCCCGGUGGGAAUACGGACAACGUGCAUUUCCCAGCCCAAGCGGCCAUCAAACAGGUUUACAAAGUAGCCAGCAAUGGAGGCGGUGGUGUGAACCGACAAAACGGACAUGUCAACUCAACACAAUGGAGGAAAGGAGAACUAGAAUGGCAGGCAUAUAUGAGACAGAUGGAUGCACAAGGAUACGUUACCGGGCAUGUCUACGAUUAA
This is a messenger RNA of Caenorhabditis remanei, 1836 nucleotides long. RefSeq lists its product as uncharacterized. NCBI's taxonomy places the organism in Eukaryota, Metazoa, Nematoda, Chromadorea, Rhabditida, Rhabditidae. Gene Ontology annotation, molecular function: actin filament binding. The record is from RefSeq and is a predicted model, not a curated record. The transcript is spliced from 9 exons. The coding region runs from base 1 to 1836 and encodes 611 amino acids. Gene Ontology annotation, cellular component: postsynaptic density; cytoskeleton; plasma membrane.